ACCUGACGGGGUCCAUAAUACAGACCAUUCAAUAGACCACCGCUGAAGCGCAAAUAAGAUCAAGUGAAGGUGUGGUCAUUUGGAUCAGCAUCAUGCCAAAGUUGAGUCCGUUCAGCUCUGUUCUCACGGAUACUUAAAUUUGAAGUCUUCCAUUCAUGCUCAUGUCAGUCAUGCCAACAGAAGGCUACGUUACGCCGCGUUUUUGCUCUCCUCGGAUCUGAUUCAUUUGGGGUUUCCGAUUGUCCCUUUUACGCACGAAGACACCUCCAGCACGGAGUUCCGGCGCGACUGUCCAAUCUGGCUGUCUGAUCUUGUUGGACACAUAUCUCCAGUCUCACCGAUGCGCUUUCCAUAUCACCCGGCUCUUCUGCAUGGAUAAAACACGACCGGCCUUCUUCAUCUUGAAUAAUUCUGGAGAAGACGAGUAAAAGGUUCGCAGUGCAGCCAUGGCCAUGGUGGUGAGCGUGUGGAGAGAUCCGCAGGAGGAACUGACACCGGCGGGAUCUCUGGAUGAUCAGAGCGGAACGGGGGGAGACCACCAGCAUCACCACCGCCUGAACGCAGCCGCGCGCUCUCCAAACACCGGACUGCCUUCCGCGGAGGAUAAAGGACAGAACUCGGCGCAGAACCAGCAGCACAUUGAAUGCGUGGUUUGCGGGGAUAAAUCCAGCGGGAAGCACUACGGACAGUUCACCUGUGAGGGAUGCAAAAGUUUCUUCAAGCGGAGCGUUCGGCGGAACUUAACGUACACGUGCCGUGCCAACAGAAGCUGCCCGGUGGACCAGCACCACAGGAACCAGUGCCAGUACUGCCGCAUGAAGAAAUGCCUGAAAGUGGGCAUGAGACGCGAAGCGGUUCAGCGAGGAAGAAUGCCGCCAAAUCAGCCGAACCCGAGCCAUUACGCGCUGACCAACGGAGACCCGCUGAGUGGCCAAUGCUACCUGUCCGGAUACAUAUCCCUCCUGCUUCGGGCCGAGCCUUAUCCAGCCUCCAGAUACGGAAACCAGUGCAUGCAGUCGGGGAACAUCAUGGGCAUUGAGAACAUCUGCGAGCUGGCGGCCCGUUUGCUCUUCAGUGCGGUUGAAUGGGCGAGGAACAUCCCUUUCUUUCCUGAUCUCCAAAUCACGGAUCAGGUGUCUCUCCUCAGACUCACCUGGAGUGAACUUUUCGUGCUGAACGCCGCGCAGAGCUCCAUGCCUCUCCACGUGGCUCCUCUCCUCGCCGCCGCCGGACUUCACGCGUCUCCGAUGUCCGCGGACCGAGUCGUGGCCUUCAUGGAUCAUAUCCGAUUCUUCCAGGAGCAGGUGGAGAAACUGAAGGCCCUGCAGGUGGACUCCGCCGAAUACAGCUGUGCCAAAGCAAUAGUGCUGUUCACAUCAGAUGCAUGCGGUCUUUCAGACAUACCGCACAUAGAAGGCCUUCAGGAGAAAUCCCAGUGUGCUCUGGAGGAGUAUGUGCGGAUCCAGUACCCGAACCAGCCCACACGCUUCGGCAAGCUGCUGCUGAGGCUCCCCGCGCUCCGGAUGGUGUCCUCCUCCGUCAUAGAGCAGAUUUUCUUCGUUCGACUGGUGGGUAAAACACCCAUUGAGACGCUCAUCAGGGAUAUGCUGCUAUCUGGGAGCAGUUUCAACUGGCCCUACAUGUCCAUUCAAUGAGAGGAAGAUGGAGAUGGGGACAUUUGGUGAGAAUAUAAAGACAUAAAAAGCUAAACAGUCACGGGUGAUCCAUAAACUCUCUCUCAAUGUCGGUUCGUGAACAUGUGAAGAUAUCUUUACUUUCUUUCUCCUGAUCUUUUAACAGUCAGCCAUGACAUGUGCCAUGAAAAGACUAUAUAAAAUAACUUUCGAUUCACUUAUUCAACAUUGUAAUUGCUCCUGUUAAAUGCAAAACGUCUUAAUUUAGUUUUUUUUUUUUUUGAAGGAAGGAAGGAAUAUGCAUUGACCCAAAAUAACAGAAAUAAUUGGUGUUAGCCUACCUUAAAAACGUUCAGCAUAAAUACCACGUUUGUUUUAACUGAGAAGCGGAGACAAUGGAUUUAACAAUUAUUUAUUUUGCUGUAUUUAUUUUACUGCUUGACAACUUCAUGUUUCGAAACAAUCAACCACAGCACUUACGGUUUUCCGAGGCUCGACAAUGAAUAUUAUUGAUGUAUUUUCCAACACUUUUCCCCGGUAUAAAAUAUUACAAGUCAAACCUGUUUUUGUUUUGUUUUGUUUUGUUUUGU
Molecule: messenger RNA, 2224 nt
Organism: Carassius gibelio (silver crucian carp)
Lineage: Eukaryota; Metazoa; Chordata; Actinopteri; Cypriniformes; Cyprinidae
Product: nuclear receptor subfamily 2 group F member 1-B
Exons: 3
Coding region: 447-1655 (402 amino acids)
Biological process (GO): positive regulation of transcription by RNA polymerase II; cell differentiation; negative regulation of transcription by RNA polymerase II
Molecular function (GO): nuclear receptor activity; RNA polymerase II cis-regulatory region sequence-specific DNA binding; zinc ion binding
Source: RefSeq, a predicted model, not a curated record